This is a messenger RNA of Zophobas morio, 1310 nucleotides long. Its product is annotated as diacylglycerol kinase 1-like. Bases 50 to 1183 code for a protein of 377 amino acids. Lineage: Eukaryota; Metazoa; Arthropoda; Insecta; Coleoptera; Tenebrionidae. The record is from RefSeq and is a predicted model, not a curated record. The transcript is spliced from 13 exons. Gene Ontology annotation, molecular function: ATP-dependent diacylglycerol kinase activity.
CAUAGUGCGACUUUGCUAAAUUUAUUAUCAUAGUUUGUUCCUUGGGCUAAUGGACUAUCUACCCAAUUCAUCUCCUCUGUCUUGGGAUGAAUUAUGUCAAAGAUUUGCUCUACGAUCUUCUCUGGUUGUAAACAGUGAAGAAAUUCACGAUUUUACUCUAAAUUCUAACAAAAAACCCCUUAUUGUCAUAACCAAUUACAGAUCUGGAGGGAACACAGGGAAACGUUUAACCGUUAAAUUAUCUGACAAGCUAAGACUAAACUCCUCUCAGGUUGUUAUUUUAAACAAUGAGGAUCCUGGGAAAACUUUGCGUUUGUUUAAAGAUGUGGAGCACACGGUACUGGUGAUGGGAGGCGACGGCACGGUGUCGUGGGUUCUUCAGGAGAUGGACAAGCUUUGCUACCCGACUCAGAAUGUGCCUGCCGUAAUUGUUGUACCUCUUGGAACCGGUAACGACUUGGCCCGUACUUUUAAUUAUGGUGGAAGCUGUAACGAAUUUUCGCAUCUUAAAAAGAUUUUACAAGGAAUUUGCUAUGACCAUCCCGCCUCGGUCGCCUAUCUUGAUCGAUGGAAGUUACUGAUGAUGCCUUUAACUCCUUCAGUUGACCAAAUUCCCUCGAGGAAGCUCAUCUUCAACAACUACUUCAGCCUUGGGGUGGAUGCGAAGGUUUCUCUCCGUUUCCACGAGGCACGGGAGACACAUAAGAAACUCUACGCCACGCAGUGCUUCAAUAAGUACUUAUGGUACCCCCUGCACUCCCUCGCGAGCAUGUUCCAUAACACUUCCCUGCACGAAGCCGUGGACGUCGUGGUGGACGGAUCCGCUUUGACGGUCCCAGCGGGUCUCGAGUCUAUCGUGUUCCUCAACAUCCCAAGUUACGCGGCGGGCUCGAAGCCUUGGAAAAACGUCAAAGCAACUUUUCUUCCGCAGAGAACGGACGAUAAAGUGAUUGAAAUUUUGGGAUUCAAGUCGUUGAUCCACGCAGCGUGCUGUAGAUUUGGGCUCAGUAGCUGUGUUCAGCUGGCGCAGGGAAAGCAAAUUUACUUAAAACUUAAACAAAGCAUCGCCGCUCAGAUAGACGGGGAAGCGUUUUUCCAAGAAGCUUGCACAAUUAGCAUAACGCACCACACACAAUCAAAGUUUUAUGUUUGUAUUAAUCGAAAAAAGUGUCGUUGUUGUUGAGUGCUAUAAAGAAUUUAGAAUCAAACUACUGUCAGACAAAAUUUUUUUAAAAAUAAACUCGGGAAGAGGCCCGGAGCUAUUCCUUCAUAGGAAAACACUUUUUAUUCAGGAUAAUAAAAAUUAAUUU